AUUGGUUGACUGUACGCUAUUCGGGUUACUAGUGCAGAAGUAAAAUGUAAGGUAAAAGUCGCUCCAACAGUUUGCUUAAGAAUAGUUAAAUAAUAUUGAAAAAUAAGUAUUAAAACGUGUUCGCAAUGUGAUGCCAAGUGCAAUAGAUAAUGUGUGUUUUUCGAGAAGAGCUAAAGGAGAAAUAAAUUGUAUUUGAGAGUAACAGAGUACGCACACACGCUUACACGCUUCACACACGUACAUACGGAUAGUUUUAAGCAGAAAGUGGGUGGCGAAGGCAUCAAUAAUCGCAAUAACGACGCAAAGGCUGAUCAGAAUAUAAUGAGUGGUCGAGGCAGCCGGAAGCGUGGUCGCCCGCCAAAGACGCCAAACGAGCGCUCAUCGGGACGCUUCAACUAUCAUCUGCUCAAGAAGCCAAAAUAUCUCAGUGAGGGCAAAUCCCAGCCAAGCACUCCAUCGGCGUCACGCUGCAUCUCACCACAGAGCGAUGAAUGCAGUCGCGGCAGCCACAACAAUCGCAGCGCGCGCGGCAGCGGCUCGAAACGGGGCCGUGGACGGAAAUCAAAUGCCCAUGCUAACUCCAGUAGUAACAAUUAUUCAGGAAGAAAAGGUUUCGAGUCGGAGUAUCAUUAUGGGUCAGAUUUCGGUGACUCGGAUGAGGAGAAGACCGAUAAUGAAGACGAUUUGCUACUUACGCCCAGCGAUGAUGAGAGCCUAGACGCGGCCAAUGAGAGUGAGUCCGAGUUUUCAGUCUGCAGUUUUACACAGAACGGCUUGGGGCGACCGCCGCGUCCGCCCAGCCCGGAGCCAAUUUGGCUACAGGAAGGACGAGAGUAUCCGGCACUCGAAUUGCCCGAUUCGUCCGAAGAUUUAUUUAUAGACAAUGCGCACGUUUUGCGUGCUGUAGGUAUUUAUGAAGUAUUGAGACGCUUUCGUCACUUGGUACGGCUGUCGCCCUUCCGUUUGGAGGACUUUUGUGCCGCACUGGUCUGUGAGGAGCAGAGUGCCCUGCUCACGGACAUUCAUAUAAUGCUCCUGAAGGCCAUAUUGCGCGAGGAGGAUGUACAGGGCACUCAUUUUGGGCCGCUCGAUCAAAAGGACACCGUCAACAUAAGUCUCUACCUGAUCGAUGCCAUCACAUGGCCAGAAGUGCUGCGCAGCUAUGUGGAGAGUGACAGAGAAUUCGAUCGUAAUGUUUACAAAAUACUCAGCACUGGCGAAUACCCUUACACAGGCGUCGAUCAUCGUCUGGUUGUGCUGCAAUUUCUGGCUGAUCAGUUUCUCACUGCCAACUCGGUGCGCGACGUGAUGGUGCAGGAGGGUCCCAUCCAUUAUGAUGAUCAUUGUCGUGUCUGUCAUCGCCUCGGCGAUUUGUUAUGCUGCGAGACAUGCCCGGCUGUCUAUCACCUGGAGUGUGUCGAUCCGCCCAUGAACGAUGUACCUACCGAGGACUGGCAGUGCGGUCUAUGUCGCUCCCACAAAGUCUCUGGCGUAGUCGACUGUGUUCUGCCGCAAGAGAAACAGGGCGUGCUCAUACGGCACGAUAGUCUCGGCGUGGAUCGACACGGUCGCAAGUACUGGUUUAUUGCGCGACGUAUAUUUGUUGAGGAUCAGAUUGACGGCGUCACUUGCUGGUACUAUAGUACAACAUCAAAAUUGGAAUUGCUGCUGAAGCGUUUAGAUGCCACAGAGCUAGAGUCUCGACUUGUUGCCCAGCUGACGGAGCGACAGGAGGAAAUUGAGCGUCAGAUGAAGUUAACAGAGUCGCUCACCAACGAGCACAAACAUAACAAGCGCACCUUAUUAGAUCUAGAGAACGAGGCUACACAGGAACUACUCGAAAAGGAGUCAUCCAAUAUAUCGGCCGAUGAGAAUAACGAUCAGGCGGGUGAAACCGUCAAGAAAGCCGAUGAUAAUAAGAUGAUAACGCGUCAAAAGACAAAUCAAUUGAACAACGGCACACUCUACUUCAAACUGGGCAUGGAGCAGGGCUUUAAGAACUAUGUCAACCAGUACGCCACCAAUCCCAUAGCACUGAACAAGCCGCAACGAAAUGAGGAGCGCGACAAGCGGCGUCAUCUCUCCCACAAAUUUUCACUGACAACGGCUUCGGAUUUCAAAUGGAUUGGCAUCACAAUGGGCACAUGCGAUAAUAUUAUCACCACAUUGCGUCAGACGCUGCUUAACUUUGAGUCAAAUAUAGCUGCGCCCUUCAUGAACAUCAACUGGCAGAGCAACAAGAAAUUGUGGAAUAAUGCCGUAAUGAAUGCGAAACGGGCAACAGAUUUUGCUGCUGUUCUGUUGCUGUUUCAGUCAUCGCUGAAGAGCGUCGUCUUUGCCAAUGUGUGGCACGAGCAGCUGGGGCACAUAUAUCUCCAGCGGAUCACGAGUAGCGAGCGUGAGGAGCGCAAGAAGCAAGAGAAACGUGAAAAGCGCGAACGUGACGACGAGGAGGAGCGCAAUCGCCUCGCAUUUAAUUACAUCAAAUACUCGCUGGGCCUGAAGCAUCAGGUGUGGAAGCAGAAAGGCGAGGAGUAUCGCGUUCACGGCCAAUGGGGUUGGCUCUGGCUGUCCAGCAGUCGGCGGUGCGGCGUCCGUGUGCGACGCACCCGUGCUCAGCCCUUGACCCACAAUCGCGUCUAUGUACACUAUACGAUGGGUGAGGAUAAGAAUGUCAACGAGGUGAUCCUCGUUGAUCCGCGAACGCAGCGCUUCAUUCAGCAAUGUAAGGCAGUGCAUGAUGCGGGCCAGGUGUGUCAUUAUCUGCCCGAACAGUACACCCACAUCGAUGUGGUGGAGGAUGUUGGGGAGCGGGUGAAUGGUCUAAUUGAUGUGAGCAAGGCAUUGACUGAGCCCGGACGAAUCUAUUAUCCGAAGGUGGCUCGGAAAUGUCGCCUCGAUGAUUUGCUGGAGCGGCGCACCAAAUUGGCCGAGGUCGAGAAACAAAUUGCAAUCAAAUCCGAUGUGGAAGGUGAUAUCAAACCACUUUUGGUGACAACAUCCACAGCAAAUGGAGCAGGCAGCCAGAAGCAAACGUAUCUCGAGAAACGUCUGAUGCGCCUCACUGAAUCCUCGGGCAGGAGUAUUCCAUCCAACGUCAACUUAGAUCUCGUCAACUCGCUGGCCAAGCAAAUACAGACUGUUCGGUUGCAGUUCAGCCAGCUGAAUCGCUACGCCAAGACCUUCCGUUGCUAUACGAAGGAGUGCAAUACGAACUCGAAUGCCGUUUCGCAGAUUACUCAGAACACUUGUUACUCCCCUCUCUGCCUGCAGAAGGCGCGGGCAAAGAAAGAGUUGUUGUUGCUACUGCGCAAGGCACACACGGCCGGCAAUGGCUCCAAGGAGACGGUCGCCGCGAUUUUGGGUGCCGUGAAAAAGCCGUCCAUACUCGAACAGAAGCUAACAGAGGGCAAAAAGGAAUCGGUCCAAUUGGCCAUCGAUGAGUCCGACGAUCACAAAUUGCAUGAAAACGAAGCGCCGCUUGACCUGCUACAAGACUGGGAGCAGGCUCGGACGCAUGCAGUUCCCUUCACUGACCAGUUGAUCACUGGCUGCUUACAGAUCGAGCCCGAGGACACGGAAAAGGUGCAAGUCAAGGAGGAGCAGAAUGCAGCUAGCAGUCUGAAUCCAGAUUCAAAUACUCAAGACUCCGACAAAAUGGACUACAUCGAGAAUAUGGACGUGUGCAGCAAUGUGGAAAUAGAGAGCACAGAGGAUUCAAUGACUGUGGCGGCAAGCUCGACGGCAAAUAUGGACGAUAUCGAUAUGUUUCCGGGCCUGCGGCGGAAGCGCACAGUCAAGCCCAAGAAGGCGUAUAUUGGCACCAAAGAUGUUUUGGAUCAGACUUUGGACAAAGAUAUACCGCUCAACAAACAAAACCGUAGAUUCCCCAUUACCCAACGGCCGGUUAAGCGCGAGGAUGUCACCAAAUAUGAACGGGAAUAUUUCGAGAAUGGCACUGAGCGCGUUUACUCCGCCACUUCGACACGGGGUCGCGUCUAUCUGUUGCGCGAUGAGUCCAAGUUGUAUGAGCAGUCUGUGAAGGCGGAUGAUAAGACAACAGUUGUCAAGAAGCCAACCUAUGCGCGCUAUCCGCUCAUUUCCAAUUUCCUGACCCACAAGCAGAAGCGCAGCCUCCUGGUGCUGCCACGCUACGAAUUGCUCAAGCUGUCGCGUCUGGGCGGUAAGGCACCGGCCAGUGGCUUCCAUCAUGCUGCCAAAAACAACUCCAUUUGGCAGUAUCAGUGCUCUAGGCCUCUGUUCCGCACAUGCUGGUCAUAUCGUACAUCCAAUGCGACGACUUUGUCGUGCAUAGCAUUGCAGCUAAGAAUCUUGUGGUCUUGCCUACGAUGGGAUGACAUGAUUGCCAAGCCGCCAUCCGCGGAUGGCAAGCAUCAGGUCACAACUGAGAAUGAAAUCGUCACACUGGAAUUGCUGAAAUUGCGCCAUGCCGGCCGCUACGGCGAGAAGACAAGCUAUCUGCGACGCAAGGUUGUCAUACCUUUGGAGAUGCCAAAGACUAUUCGAGAGGUAACAUCAAUACGUUCGGGUCUGCGUAAGCGCAAGCGUGCCGAAUCGCCACAGCCGACAGAGCCGCAAAUAAGUGAGGAAUGGGUGGAUGAGGAUAAGUUGGAGCUGUGGGAAAUCAAGUUUAUUGGCGAGAAGCAGGAGAAGGCUCGCCUGGCCACGGUGACGCGGUCGGUGACAUCACGGCAACUGGAGUCAAGCAAUGGCUCUGGCUUGAGUGCCUCAACAGUGGGCAGUCCAGGCGGUGCACGUGUUCUGCUGGCUCCAAAGUCUGGCGAGGAUGUCAAGGAUAAAAUGGAACAGCAGUUGAAGCUUCAACGUGCAGCGCAUCAGCAGCGUAAAGUAAUUGGCGUGAAUGAAGUGACACGUUCGUCAACCCCUGUUAAAGGACAAGUGAUUGGCAGUAGACGUGUAAUAGUCAAGAAUCCGGAUGGCACAACGCGCAUCAUACAACAGGCAACCACACAAUUGGCGCGCAGUUCAGCAUCGGCCGCCUCGUCGUCAGCGAGUCCCUCGCCCUCUGCGAAUGCUUCACAGGCAAAUGCCACGUCCACGACGCCCGCUUCCACGCCACACAAAGUACAAAUCAUACGUGGACCCGAUGGCAAAGUAAGCGUGCGAGGCCUCAAUCCGGGGCAGCAGCUGGUCCAAAUGCCAGAUGGAAAAUUGCAUGUUCUAACGACAACAACAUCAAAUACAGUGACGUCAAGUGUCAAGGGUAAACUGCCAAUUAAAACAUUGACAGCGCCGGUUGCAUCGCAUACGUUGCCCACAGCGACGGGCGCUGGCAAUGCCGCAUCUCCAGUGAUCAAACAAAUUGCAGUGAAACAUGUUAACAUUGGCAAGUCACCGGGUGCGCAAAGCCUAGCAGCGUCUCAGCGUGUUACCCUGCCUUUAGCGCAAGUCAAAAAUAAAUUACUGCUUGCGCAGCAACAACAACAACAACAACAACAGCAGCAACAACAGCAACAACAACAGCAGCAGCAACAACAACAGCAGCAAACUGUACAAGCCAGCACAGCCUCGCCAAUGGUUCAGAAACUUGUGCCGAAAGUGGUAACAACUGCUUCGCCGAAUCAGCAACUGUUUGUUCAGCCCGGCUCAAAGUUGCUGGUAACACAAGGCUCACAGGGACAAAAGGUUAUCAUAUCUGCAUCGCCCAGCCAACAGCAGCAACAACAACAACAAGGCACUGCAACAGUGCAGCAACAGCAAAUUGUUCAAGCACAAACCAUUCAGCAGCACAUCCAGCAGCAGGCGCCGCCACAGCAGCAACAGCAGCAAAUUGUGGUUAAUCAGCAGAUGGCCAGUCAGCCCACGCAAAAGGUGAUACAGCAAAUUGUCAACACGAGCAACGUGCAGCAGCAAAUUGUUGUGGGUGGGCAGCGCAUAAUAUUGAGUCCGGGACAAACGAUCGUUACACAACGUAAUGUGCCGCAAAGUCAAGCUCUGCAAAUGGUGCAGCAACAAAUACAAACGCAACAACAACAACAACAGCAGCAGCAGCAGCAGCAACACAUCGUGCAACCACAGCAACAAUAUGUGGUGCAAGCAAAUCAAACUGUUCAAGCGACACCCACAACGCAAACCAAAUUGGUUAAGCAGGUGGUGGUGCAACAGCAGCAGCCGCAGCAACAACAACAACAACACCAGCAGCAGCAGCAUCAACAAGCCAUCGAAGAGAAACCACAGAGUAGCACCACAGAGAGCACUGAGGCAACCACACAGCAAGUGCUUGUGCCCAACUCAACGUUGGCUCAACAAUUGGCGCAGGGCAAAUUGCAAGUGGCUACGAUUAAUGGACAGCAAGUCAUUGUGAAGCCAUUGGGCAACAAUCAGGCUCAAAUCGUGGCUCACAUCAAGCAUCAGGGCGAUGGCAAUGCCCAUAUUGUGACCAACAAUGCGACGCCUGCCGUAGCCCAACCAAGCCCACAAAACUCACCCGUUAAACAGACGCAUCAGCAGCAGCAGCAACAGCAAACAGUUGUGCAACAAACUCCACAACAAGUCGUCAUACAGCAACAACAGCAAGUACAACCGCAACCACAACAACAACAGCAGCAACAACAUAUUGUGCAGCAAGUGGUGCAGCAGGCGCCAGCACAACAGCCUUUGAGUGUUGAGGAGAGUCUCCUGCAGAAUCAGCCGCCGGGCACAGUGAUCAAAUGUGUGACGGCGCAAGUAUUGCAAACAGAGCACGGACCGCGCAUUGUGCUGCAAGGACUUGUGGGCAAUGACUUUACGGCACAACAACUGCAGCUGGUGCAAGCGCAGGUGAAGCAACAGUUAAUGAAAGCCCAAGAAUCUAAUGGCAAGCUAGGCGUUUUAGGCCCCACAAAAAUCUAUCUGGCUGUGCAGCCAGAAACAACGGCACAAUCGUCACAGCCGCCGCCUCUAACGCCCGUUCAUCAAGCGGCGACCCAUCAACAAACCAACGAUAACAACACCAGCAUCAACAGCAACAACAACAACAACAACGACGCCGCUGCCACCGCCACCGCGCCUACAGCUACUAAUGAGGCAAUCGCCCCAACCACCAACGACAGUGGUGCAGCAGCAAACAGCACAGGUGCCGUUGGCAAUGGCAUCGGCAUCGGCCUCGACUCCUCCACUUGCCUUACCCAAGCUGAUAAGCAUAAUAGCAUCAACACAACAACAGCAACAACAUCAACGACCAGUAACAGCAACAACAACAACAACAACAACAACAACGCAGUUGGAACAACUACUACGGAGGAGAACGUAGACUAUGCCGUAGUGGCAUCAUCGGGUGAUCUCUGUGCCACAUCGUCGGAGCGAACCGAAGAUUUUGUCGUCACCAGCGGCUAUAUACAAGAAACUAUCACAAAUGUACUCAAUCAGGGCAAUCUGAGUCCCGAGCUGAAAGAGAAAUUGGUUAAUAUGCGUACGAAGCAGGAGCAGCAAAACUCUCAGAACUUGGGCGAGCGGACGCCAGCAGCAAAUAAAUCGAAUUCGACAAAUGAGUCUGCCAGCACCUCGUCUAGUCGACGACGCACUGCCUCGCGGCACAACAAUAACGACGAUGAUGAAUGGAAGGUGCGUACGCCAUCCAAACGUCAUCAUCCCUUGCCCGCGACCAGCCAGAACAACAAUAGCACAGUGAAGAGCAGUCGUAAGUCAGUGGCACCACUGGAGGAUGCCGCUAACCUGAGUGAACCGAAGCAAACACAACUGGAACGCCAUAAAGAUCUGCUCAAGAAGAGCAUCCUGCGGAAGCGUUCGCUGCUGGAGCGCAAUCUGCAAAAUGAGAUCCGUGAGGAAGUCGAGGCAAAGACCAAUCGACAUGUGCGUGCAAUGAGCGCAACAACGCCAGAGAAACCCACAUCCGACAAUGAGCGUACGUCAGUGUUCGCUGAACGUCUGAUGGAUCAGAAUACGGAGCACAAACGUCACUCGAAGCCUUCGAUUGCGCGCAGUCUUGGCGCAGAGCCAUCAACGUUGCACAGCCGGCACAGUGUGGGCCGACCCAAGAAGAUGGCACGCAAGAAGGAGAAGCUAUAUUGCAUAUGCCGCAAGCCCUAUGAUGACACCAAAUUCUAUGUCGGUUGCGAUCUGUGCAGCAAUUGGUUCCAUGGUGAUUGCGUCAAUAUCACGGAGGAGGCGUCCAAAAAGCUAACGGAAUUCAUUUGCACCGACUGCCAGAAGGCGCGUGAGACGCAGCAACUGUACUGCAGCUGUCGGCAGCCUUACGAUGAAUCACAAUUUUAUAUUUGCUGUGAUAAGUGCCAGGACUGGUUCCAUGGCCGUUGCGUUGGCAUCGUUCAAAGCGAGGCGGAGUAUAUUGACGAGUAUGUCUGCCCGGAGUGCCAGCGUAAUUCGGAUGCGAAUAUCGCAGAUAUAAAGAGCCUAACGCAGAGCGAGGUUAUUGAACUCAAAAGCCUAAUCAAGCAAAUACAGUCCCACAAAAGUGCCUGGCCAUUUAUGGAACCGGUUGAUCCGGAAGAGGCACCGGACUAUUACAAAGUGAUUAAGGAGCCCAUGGAUCUCAAGCAGAUGGAAACGAAACUCGAAUCAAACACCUAUAGUAAACUCGCCGAGUUCAUUGGCGAUAUGACGAAAAUCUUUGAUAACUGCCGCUAUUAUAAUCCCAAGGAGUCCUCGUUCUACAAGUGCGCCGAGGCACUUGAGUCGUUCUUUGUACAAAAAAUCAAGAGUUUUCGAGAAAAUGUUGUUGGUCAAGGCAAUUAAAAGUCAUUUGAUUGUUCAAACAAUUGCUACAAAGGUUACAAUGGAUUAAGUUGGGUUUAACACAACCAAAAGCAAACACAAAAAAAAAAAAAAAAAUUAUGAUUUUAGGUAAAAAUAUAAUAAUAAAUACUUUUACUAAAAUUAAAUUAAAAUAUACGUAGAGGUUAGCCUGCGCUAAUAUACACAUUUAAUUUUAAAUACAUAUAUAUAGUAAUAUAUAUAUAUACCGUAUAUAAGUAUAAAAGUAACUGAAGCUAAUCUAUAAGUAGCUGUAUUCUUUUAUCAUCUAUAAAUUUAAUAUGAAUUUCGUAAUUAAUUUCAAGUACUUUAAGAGUUGAAUUUUAUGUGAAGAACCAGAGCAGCAAUCUACGUAGUUUUACCUAAUGUACAGCCAAAUAUGAGAUGUAAAUAAAUAAUAAACAUACACACACACACACA
Molecule: messenger RNA, 9174 nt
Organism: Drosophila mojavensis
Lineage: Eukaryota; Metazoa; Arthropoda; Insecta; Diptera; Drosophilidae
Gene: E(bx)
Product: nucleosome-remodeling factor subunit NURF301
Exons: 13
Coding region: 322-8736 (2804 amino acids)
Biological process (GO): regulation of transcription by RNA polymerase II
Cellular component (GO): NURF complex
Molecular function (GO): RNA polymerase II cis-regulatory region sequence-specific DNA binding
Source: RefSeq, a predicted model, not a curated record